Molecule: messenger RNA, 3602 nt
Organism: Helicoverpa zea (corn earworm)
Lineage: Eukaryota; Metazoa; Arthropoda; Insecta; Lepidoptera; Noctuidae
Gene: FNSI
Product: 2-oxoglutarate-Fe(II) type oxidoreductase ppzD
Exons: 7
Coding region: 742-1779 (345 amino acids)
Molecular function (GO): dioxygenase activity
Source: RefSeq, a predicted model, not a curated record
CGCCGCCCCACACGAGUGGCGCGAAGUGAGCCGCGAUCAAGGGCCGGCCGCGUGAGUCAGUGCACACCGAGCUGUGCCCGAGCGCCUCGCAGUCACCGCAGUGCUACUCCGGACGCCGAGCCAUUCGCGCACACCCGUCACACAAUACGCUUUCUCCACACGGCAGCGUGCUCAAGGCAGAGCUGUUUCGACACGCCACUCGGUUGCGAAAGUCUGCGCGAUGAUAUACAAGUGAGAGCCGACAUCGGACGCCAGGGUAACGCUCAUCGCACACGGUGAGCCAGUUUAUUCCACGAGAGACAUUCGAAACUCGCCAGCUGUGAGGGACGGGGGGCGCGCGACGCCGUCGGGUCGCACACGCGGGACAACCUUAACACAUAGUUACUUACUGUGAGAGAAGCAACGGAAACCAAUUUUUAAUGUGUCAAGUCAGUAUAGCUUAUUGCUGCUACGUCAGAUCGCUGAACGCCUCGAGCAAGAACUACAAGGUUAUGCAAAUGAGUUCUGAACGCUUCUAUACCAGGAAUAAUCAAAAGACCAUUCAUAACUUCAAUAAACUUUAACGUUUACGUUGUACCCUUACGGUGUAUUAAGUGCUUAUCUAUCGUUUCUCUACCUUAAAUUAUCUUUCGGUGUCGCGUUCGCUAAUUGCUAAUUACUGUGGAAGUCGAGUGAUAAGAAGUGUUGACUGAACGAGCGAUCGGCGUGUGGAAAUCAGAGCGAUUGUAUCAAGCGACGACAAUGGCGGCCCAGCAGGAGGAGAGUCUGCUCUCGCGCUGCGAGAUCCCCAUCAUCGACCUGGCGCAUAUAGGUACCGAUGUCUGCCCUAUGAAGUCAGUGCUGAGACGCAUUGGACAGCAGCUGUUCACUGCGCUCAGCAGCAAAGGGCUUGCUGUUCUCGUCAACCAUGGCAUUGCUGACGAGAAGUUGAAGGCGGUCUAUGCGGAUCUGGACAACUUCUGCGCUUUGCCGGAGGGUAGCCAGGCGCAGUACCUCUGCAACCCCGUGAGCAACCAUGGUUACGUGAAACCAGGGAUGGAACAGUUUGAUGCCACUAAGAAGGAAUUGCGUCACUCAUUCAACAUCACCACGUUGUCUGCCUCAUCGAUGCCAGCUCAGGAGGAUGUUCCUGAGUUCACGAAGCACGCCGUGCCUCUGGCGCAGGACCUCACCAACUUGUCGCGGGUUGUUCUGCAGGCACUCGCUUAUGCUAUGGGAGUGACUCCCACGGCACUUCUAGCGUGUCACUCAGGCAUGCUAAUGGCGGAGGGUCGCAACCCCUCAGCGAUGCGUCUGCUGUACUACCCGCCGGUACCCCCUGAGGACGUGGGCCCGUGUUCCCAGAGCGACGUCGUGCACUACACGAGAUGCGGCGCGCACGCAGAUUACGGCACCUUUACGCUGUUGGCGCAGGACUCUGAGGGUGGACUUGAGGUGAAGUUGAACGGCAGUGACAAAUGGCAGAAAGUGGGACACCUACCGGGAGCUAUCCUCGUUCAGUCAGGAGAAUUCCUCGCUACUUGGACUGCCAACCUUCUACCAGCACUCGUGCACCGCGUGGUGGUGCCGACGGGAGCAUACGCGCGCGCUCGCGGGCGUCACUGCGUGGCGUUCUUCUGCCACCCCGACAAGGACGCCGUGCUGCCGCCGCUGCCGCUCCGCGCCGUCGCCGCGCCGCCGCCGCCCGCCUUCACCCCGCACACGCACCUCACGCUGCACAGCCGCCUGCUCAGCGCCGCGCAUCACUUGCAGAAGCGCUUCAGGGAAACGUACGCGUGACUAGCGCACGGCGGCCACAAGCGCGGCACACUCACCGUCGACAAGACGCAGCUCGCGCGCCGCCACACCGCACCUUAACUCCAGCGGUUACGGGCCAUUUUCCUUUGAUAUUACGCACAAUGCACUACGCCGCUGUUAGUCGUGAGAAAUCGACUUUUGACACGGUUGUCUCACGAUCUUUUCAGCCAGAUAUGGUGUAAAUUUUGGUGAAACAAAAGUUUAUUUAAGUUUUGAAUCGGCGUUAGGUUAUCGUACCUAUUGUAUUUUAUAUAUUUUUCUCUACAGGCUUAAAAAAACAAUUGUGCAUAAGAUCGUAUUAUUCCAGUUCGCGAUUAUUACCGCUUUAAUUAUGUAGAAACAGACUGAAGGAUAUAAAAACUGAGGACAAUAGAACAAUGCGCAUUUCGUCCCAUCGUGUUAGUUGUCAUUUGCAUUUAAAUAAAGAUGGAACUCUCACGGAAUCUUUACCUACUGCAUUAUACCACCGCGUAGCGGUGAACAAAAAUGAAACGCAUUUUCUCACAUGAUACAAUUUUGUAGUUGAUUGUUAACUGUUACAACAUAAUUAAAGCGCGUAAUAUUCCACAGGUACUUUAAAAAAAAGUACUUAUAGCUUUUUAUACUGACUACUUAAUAAUUCCCAGAUUGUAUAAUCUUGAACACAAGCUUAUUUAAAGUAAGUAAAUUAAAAAGUCCUACUUGCCAAGAGUAUUUAUUAUUAUCAUAAAAUUUUGUUUUCAUCAUUAUCACGAAUAGUCACAUUUUUGAUGACUGAAGACUUAUUUUAUAUUCAUUCCCUGAAAAUUGCAUUUUAGCAAGCGUGUGUCACUCCAUUAAUGUGUGUAAUAUAUUUAAUCUACCGCUUUCGCCAGAUUUUACUAGCUUAUUCUAUGGUAAUGGCUGACUUGCGUUACUGCCCACUAAGCCCUAUUACCGCUAAAAAAUCGCUCACUACGCACUUUUACCUCUAUGACUUAACUUUAAACGCUUGACAGAAUAAUAUUUUGACAGCGAGGUAUUUAGCAGUGAUAGGAUUUAGUCGACAGUAGUGUAAGUCUGCCUAAAUAUCUUGUUAGCAAUUAGCGGCGUGAAGUCAAACUAUAUAGUAUUCUGCUUUAAUUCUAUAAUCGUCUUCGUAAACGUGUUCUUGCUAUAGCUAUUCUUGUUAUAAUUUUUACAAUUAAGUAUAAAGUAUAGUUUUUUUUAUUCUAUUUAUUAUACACUGUCCAUUUUCACGACUACUUAUUGCAUUUUAUUAAGUAAAUCGUGUGAUAAUUUUAUAGCUCAAUUUUAUAUCUGUACUUAAGUAUACGAUGAUAUUUUGUUCGAACAUCGAAAGUAUGAAGAGUUAACUAAUACAAUUUCUGAGUAGUUGUGUCAGAUGACGAUCAGUACUUAAAGACCCAGUUACGUUGAUACUUAAAUGAGACUUAAAUGAAUGUAUUGAGAAGGUAUUAUUAAUGUCAUUAUAGUUUGUGUGUCCCAAUUAUAUAAAUAAAUUAACAGAAGCCUGAUUUGUUGGUAUUCUCGAUGUGUAAUUUAAAGUAACAUAUGGGUACAAAAACAAAUACAACAGUAAACACCUACAAUUCUUUGAUAGCAAACAUUAGGCGAUCUGUUAACUAUAAAUAAUUUAAUUUAAGUAGGUAAUAAAAAUAUUAAUUUGACAUUAUUCAUAACUUGAUUGACAGAAGAGAAUAUUACAACGACAAUUGUUGAACCGUACAUUACCUCUGUUUAUGCAAUGUUCCUGUCGGAUUGAAGGUUGACUUGAAACACAUUGAAAAAAUAGUGAAAUUAAAUAUUAUUCCGAUUAAGAUAAA